Molecule: messenger RNA, 4543 nt
Organism: Astyanax mexicanus (Mexican tetra)
Lineage: Eukaryota; Metazoa; Chordata; Actinopteri; Characiformes; Acestrorhamphidae
Gene: pdcd4a
Product: programmed cell death 4a
Exons: 11
Coding region: 323-1729 (468 amino acids)
Biological process (GO): negative regulation of DNA-templated transcription
Cellular component (GO): cytosol; nucleus
Source: RefSeq, a predicted model, not a curated record
UGCAGCUGCUGCGCUUCAUUAGGAGCUCUGAGCGGGUUUAGUGCAGCAGUCCAGAAAUACUAUACAAUACUCAACUAUACUCCAAUAUAUUCCAAUAUACUCCACUUUACUCCAUUUACACAGGAUCUAAUCCGGUUCAGGGAGCUCCGCAGGGUGUGAUAUAAACCUGUUAAACCGACAUUUAUCUGAUCUGAAGCUGAAGCUGCGGAGACUCAUCAGAUCCGUUCAGUUCAGCCCGAAGCUCCACCAGCCCGUAGCCGGACAGACCCCCCCCCCCGUCCCCCGGGCUGAGCUCCGUCAGCAGGCCGGUUACAGCAGCGCGAUGGCGGCCGAGGUGGAACAGUGGAACUCCGCUGCGGUUCAGGCCGACGGUGUGGUGGUGCAGCAGGUGGUGGAGGAGGAUGAUGGGGUGUAUGAUGAUGAAGAGCUGAAUGAGGGGGAGGUGAACGGUAACUGGACCCCUCAGGAGAAGGCGCUGCACGAGGCGCGGCUAAAGGCUAAAGCUAAGCGGCGACUCAGGAAGUCCUCGUCCCGAGACUCCGCCCGCGAGAGCCUGUCUGAGUCCGGACCCGGGGAGCCCGGCGCCGACCCCCACAGCCCCAAAGGAAAAGCCCCCCAGAACCACGACCGCAAGUCCCGCACCGGCAAGGGCCGCGGACUGCCCAAGAAGGGUGGAGCGGGGGGUAAGGGGGUGUGGGGAGCUGCAGGGUUGGUGUAUGAGAUGGAGGAGCCGGAUGCCAGAGACCCCAACUACGACGAGUCCGCUCAGGGAGAUACGGUGUAUGAGACGGUGGUGCCGGAGUUGGAGGAGGGACAGUUGGAGAAGACGGUGAAUCCGAUAGUGCAGGAAUAUUUUGAACACGGAGACACGAGAGAGGUGGAGAUGCUGUUGAAGGAGCUGAAUCUGGGUCCCCAUAAGUACGAGUUCUCGUCUCUGGCGGUGUGUUUGUCUCUGGAGGGGAAGGCGAGUCACCGGGAGCUCACGUCUCGCCUGCUGUCGGAUCUGGUGGGGAAAGUUCUGUCUGAGAGCGACGUCGCCCGAGCCUUCGACAAAAUGCUCAAAGAUCUUCCCGACCUCAUCCUGGACACACCUGAGGCUCCACAGAUGCUGGGGCAGUUUAUUGCUCGAGCGAUCGCUGAUCACGCUUUACCCAUGAACUUCCUCAACCGCUAUAAAGGCAAAGUGGACUGUGAUCACGCCAGAGCGGCUCUGGACCGGGCGUCCGUGUUGUUGACGAUGAAGAGAGAGAUGGUGCGAUUGGAUAAUGUGUGGGGAGUGGGCGGCGGCCAGAGACCCGUCAGACAUCUCAUCAAAGAGAUGAACCUCCUGCUGAAGGAGUACCUGAUCUCAGGUGAGCUGUCGGAGGCGGAGCAUUGCCUGAGAGACCUGGAGGUUCCUCACUUCCACCAUGAGCUGGUUUAUGAGGUGAUAGUGAUGGUGUUGGAGAGCACUGGUGAUUCUGCGGUUCAGUUGAUGGUGAAGUUGCUGCAGGAGUUCUGGAAGUCUGGUUUGAUCACUCUGGAUCAGAUGAACCGGGGUUUUCAGCGUGUGUAUGACGAGCUGCCGGAGAUUAAUCUGGAUGUUCCUCACGCUCAGACCAUCAUGGAGACGUUUGUGGAGCUCUGCUUCCAGGAGUCCGUCAUCACCAAACAGCUCCGAGACGCCUGUCCCGCCAGGGGGCGGAAGCGGUUUGUGAGUGAAGGAGACGGAGGACGCAUUAAAAGCUAAACGGAGAACAGGACCUCGCCCCGGGACCCCAGUCAUCACACACACACACACACACACACACACACACACACACACACACACACACACACACACACACACAGCACUUCGCUGCUGGUCUGAAGGACACGCCUCCUCUCUCCUCCUAUUCGCUCCAGUUGGAGCUGGAGUUCACUGCUGCCGUUGUUAUUGGAGCUGGGGGCGGGGUUUGGGGGAAGGGGUGUUAUGGCCGGGUGCUGCUGGGGGUUGGGUUAAUGAUUGUGGGCGGGGCUUAAUUUACAUUGCAGCAUUAAAGCAUCAGCGCUUAUUAUUCUUUAGUUAGUUUUUGUUUGCAUGUUGGAUGUUUAUAUAAAUAAAGAGUAAAAACUGAAGCGCAGAACAGCAAGGAAUUAUGGGAUUAUUUCCGGAUCCGGAGGGACACGCGGUCCGGACCGGGAUCACUCAGCUUUACUCAGCUUUAUUAUUAUUAUUAUUAUUAUUUUCCCUCUUUUUUUUGUUUUGUUUUGUCGAGUCGUUCACUGCAGGCGAGUGACAUCACCUCAGAUCUGAUCAAUAUGUGAAGGUGAUUGGAUUAUCGGAUUAUCAGAUUAUACUCAGAGGGAUUAAAGUAUUGAUGUGUGGAGGAACGUGUUCUACAGUGAAUAAAAACGUUAAUAAUGAGUAAACUUGUGGAACUGGGUGUAAUAAAUGUGUAAUAAAUGAUUAUCAGGUAUUGAUUAGAUUUGAGAUGAUUUCACUGUUAAUGAUCUUUCUGAUGAUGGGUCUGCAGUGUUGGUGGUUCUGUUUGGGAGGAUCUGAUUUUUUCCUUUAAUCCGGUUUAGUUUAAUCCAGAGUAUUUUAAUCCUGUUUACAGAGAUGCUGAUUGUUUAACACCUACCUCUCUCGCACUCAAAUCAAUCAAUCGAUCGAUCGAUCACGUGAUCAGUCAGUCAGACAGGUGUUCUGUUAUCAGAUUUACUGAAGAUCAGUUCAGUUUAUAGAAUUAAACAGAAUUAAAGCAGAUCCUUCUACACUCUCUAGCGCCCCCUUCAGUACUGAGUCUGAACUGGUGUUUAUAUGCAUAAGUAUAUUAAUCUCAGCUGUGGGCGUGGUCUUCUCUCUGAGCUGUGGGUGUGGUCUUCUCUCUGAGCUGUGGGCGUGGUCUUCUCUCUGAGCUGUGGGCGUGGUCUUCUCUCUAAACUGUGGGCGUGAUCUCUCUGAGCUGUGGGCGUGGUCUUCUCUCUGAGCUGUGGGCGUGGUCUUCUCUCUGAGCUGUGGGUGUGGUCUUCUCUCUAAACUGUGGGCGUGAUCUCUCUGAGCUGUGGGCGUGGUCUUCUCUCUGAGCUGUGGGCGUGGUCUUUACAGAUAAAGUGUUUGAUGGUGUGUCAAAUUGUGAUUCCCUGCAGGAUCAGAAGCUCCUCCUCCUGCUGGUUAUUGGUGCAACACUCUAAACCACACCCACAGGUCUGAGCUGCAUAAAUGAGCUGGGCGUGGCUUAAGCAGAAGAUCAGAGAGAUGGGAGGAGCCCCGUAGCUCCAGCAGUAUAAAACGCAACAUAUAUAACGCAAACCUCAAACACGUGACCCUCUGACUGACUGACGCGGGCGCGUGGAUCGUCUCUGUCCAAUAAAAAACCUGUAUCUCCAAAACAGCAACAAGAGAGAAAAAAAUCCUCCUAACUUCCAAUAGAAGUCAAUAUAAAAAGAGUUUAUUUCAGCUCAUGUUGAAGUAUUUCUAUUGGUCAGUUCAUCAGGAAAUUUUGGCAGUUUAUGUGUUCAAAUCUAAAAAAAAAAAUGGAGAUACUUGUUUUUUAUUGGACAGCGAUGGAAUAUUCCAGAAGUGACAGAACAGUUUUAGCACGAUUGUGAUGUUCAGAUACACAAAUCCCAUCUGAUCACUGCAGACCAUCAUCCCCCCACAGAGCUCAUCACCUGAGUACUGAGUACAACCUCAGCACCAGCGUCACACACUAUAUACACACCUCACACUAUAUACACACACACACACACACACACACACACACACACACACACACUAUAUACACAUUAUAUACACACACACUUUUCUUUGUUUAUUUGUUUGUUUAUUUUCUGUUAAAGCGAGUAAACAGAAGCUGAGCCGGUGGUUUAAGGGUUAAUCUCAGAUUAUAUAAAUAAAUAAACUGUUUAUUUGUUUACUGGUAAACAGGGGUCAUCUUCAGUGUCUGUGGGCCGGCCCCGCCUCCUCAGGUACGCUCCACACAAUACAGGUUCCUGAAAGGUUCUCCGCUUGGGCGGUUCUAGAUAAAAGCUAUUUUGAUUGGCCUAGAACCUUUACUUUAUAAAGAGGUUCUUUAGACUGUUUUUAUAAAGGUUCCUUUUACACAGAGAACCUCCAUCCCGAGCUCCCGGUUCCACAGCUUCAGAGAACCUUCCUGACCUUUACUGUGGGGAGUGUGUCGCAUCCUGUGUGUGUGUGUGUGUGUGUGUGUGUGUAUGUGUGUGUAUGUGUGUGUGUGUGUGUUUGUGUGUGUGUGUGUGUGUGUGUGUAUGUGUGUGUAUGUGUGUGUGUGUGUAUGUGUGUGUAUGUGUGUGUAUGUGUGUGUAUGUGUGUGUGUGUGUGUGUGUGUGUAUGUGUGUGUAUGUGUGUGUAUGUGUGUGUAUGUGUAUGUGUGUGUGUGUGUGUGUAUGUGUGUGUGUGUGUGUGUGUGUGUGUGUGUGUGUGUGUGUGUGUGUGUGUAAGAGAGAGAGAGAGAGAACAGUGUUUGUUUUUUUUUCUUCCACUCUCAGCUCUUAAGAACGUUUUCACAAUGAUUCUGUAAAAAAGUGGAAAAAAAUAAAAAUGAAAGAAUUAAAAAUA